GAGUGUGUGUCCCUGUGUGUGUGUUUGUGUGUGUCUGUACACUCGCCGAGCGACGACCUGCAAACAGGAAUCUGAGUCCAGUCGAGCGACCGAGAAAAAAGAAGAAGCAGAAAAACAGGAACCACAUAAUCUUCGAGUAUCUUUGCCAUGUCCUCAACGAAGCCGGUCCUCCUCCAGUUCUGAGCCCGUCGAACCCGUCGUCUCCCCGGACGUCGACCUCCAGAACUGGACCCAGAAAUUGAUGCAUCUGGCGCCGCGACGCUGCUUGUUUUGACCGGUGCAGCUACACAUAGUCCUGCGAGAGGAUUUGCGGUCUGUCAAUGAGGAACUACCGGCUGAUCUUCUGCCACAACCUGAAGCAGCCAUAGAUGAUUCAGUGGUUCUCUGGCCAGGGGAGGAGAGGAUAGGAUACACUUUCACUGCUGCACGACGUGAGGUCUUGGCGGGUUCGUGGUGAGGAGGCGGCCAUGAGGAAGAGCGUGUCUCUGUUGCCAGGCAAUGAGGGCGGGAGCUCGGCCGGCACCACACGGGUCUUUGGUGUCCCUUUGGAGGAGGUGUCUCACACACAGACAAUAAGUGGCCACGAGGUUCCUGCCCUGGUCAAACACAUUGUCGACUACAUCGAGGAACAUGGUCAUCUGGACCUGGAGGGGCUCUUCCUGGUUAAUGGCAACGCAGAGCGUGUGGAUUGGCUGCGUCAGCGCUAUGACAGUGGUGAGGAGGUGGAGCUGGAGAAGGAGGCUGACCUGGCGUCAGCGGUCAGUUUGCUGCGGCUCUUCCUUCAGGAGCUUCCUGAGCCCGUUAUUCCAACAGCGAUACAGGGACACAUUCUACAGCUACACCAAGAUUACAGCAGUGAGGAAGAGCUGUGUAGAAACCUGAAGUACCUGCUGCAGCAGCUUCCCCAGCUGAACUACGGCCUUCUGCGUUUCCUGUGCCGCUUCCUGGCCAGCGUGGCGUCCCUUCAGCAGGAGAGCUGGAACAUCGGGGCGCUGGCCGCCGUCUUCGGGCCAGACAUAUUCCAUCUAUCAUCAGAAGGAGAGGACCUCCGGGACCAGGAGACUGUUAGCAGAGUCCUGGCAGAGCUGCUGGACAACCAGGAUUGCCUGUUUGACUCAGAGGACGAUGAUGUCUCCACCACCAACGACUACAGCUCCAUCAACGAACAGAUCACAGAGCUGUUGGACGAUGACAAGUGUGAGGCGGAAUGUGAAGAGCUCCCCCAGGACGAGGAGGAGGGUCCCACCUCCUCCGACUCCCCACAACACAAUCACACUGACGACAGCCCUGCAGCCAGCUCCCACCUCUCCCCUAUAUCCAUCCUGCCAACUGACUCUGCUGAGAUAAUUCAGCGAACCAUCAGAGCUGCAGUGGAGCAGCAUUUCUUUGACCUGAAAACCUCCAUCGACCACGGCCUCAGCAACUAUGACAGCCAGGGGAUGAGUCCCAGUGAGCCUUCAGACGAGGGUUGCCAUGGAGAUGAGGAGCAACAAACGGACCCCGAGGACACUCCCUGUGACACCGAAGGAGAAACCCCACUCAAAGAUCGCGAGCAACACAUGCAACAAAGCCAGACGGACACACAGGAUUCAUUGGACUCUGGCACUUCCCCGGUGAAGAGCUCGGGAAUGGACAUGGAGGCAGACGCUGUCAGAGAUGCUGAGAACAACCUCAACACUGCCAGGCAGGACAAUCAACCCUGUGACUCCAUGGACCAGACUGACACUGGAACCUGUCAGGACCCGAGCUCCUGCCGCUGUGAUCAGAACGCCAACACCAGCGAGACCAACAGGAACCACCUGUCGCCAUGCCAACCAAACUCUGGCCUCAAGCCCCACCUUCAACUCUUUCCUGACAACCAAUGGGAAGCAUCACCCCCCUCCCAUCUCCAUCUCCCUCCCAUAGAUUUCUCAUGUAUGCAUCUACAAACAGAAGGCCAUGACCCCAUCCCGGCUUACAAAUCCUGGCAGGAUGAGAGCGAGUGCGGAGAAGCCCAGCUCUCCCCGCUGGCUGGUCGCAUGCUUCCUCUCCCCCUGCUGCCCCUGGAGGAGGAUGGCGAGGAUGAGGAGGAGGGGGAGGUAGGGCAGGACACCUCCCCUUCCUCUUCCCGCUCGCACCCUCACCUCCUCGCUCGACGCUUUCUGGACUUCGGAGCGCACAGUGCCCAGCGCUUCCUCCAGCAAGACUCAGACGCCACCUCGCCCACCAAAGCACAGAGACCCCGCCGAGCAUCAUUUGGCUCCAAAGAGGCGAUGAGAGGAGGAGGAGAUUCAGUGACCCACCAACUCACCAAGAAGCUACAACACCUGAAGAAGAAAAUUAAGCAGUUUGAUGAGCAGUUUGAGAAGGAGAGGAACUACAAGCCCUCUCAUGGAGACAAGGCAGCUAACCCCAAAGUCCUCAAAUGGAUGACCGACCUCACCAAGAUCCGCAGGCAGAUUAAAGGACGCCAGCACCACCUUUUACCCAGAAGCACGCUGAGGCACCAGGCUUUGCUCCAUUCACACAGACGCCACCAUGCUCCCUCCUCCUUCCCUUCCUCCUCCUCCUCUAUCUGCCCUCCUCCCCAUCACACACUCACCCCCCCACGCCACCCCCACUCAGGCCUGAACUCUAGACCGUUUCACCUCAAUGCCAAACACCGUGCAGAGAGCGAGCUCGGCCCUCUGACUCGUCCUCGGAGCAACACUUUGCCAAAGAGCUUUGGCUCGACACUGGAUCAAAGCGCCCACGAUGCAGCGGGGGACGCUAAAGGUUCUCAUCCCACCAGGGAGGAAACACUGGAGAUGAUUCAGUGCCGGGUCAAAGGGAAGAAGCAGGAGGACGGAUGGCCCGAUGACAUCAAGAAGAUGACCAAGGAGCAGUUGUCCUGUGAGAAGACGGUCCUGCAGAAGAACCUGCUGCACUACGAAGGCCUGCAUGGUCGACCGGUGACCAGGGAGGAGCGUCUGGUGGUGAAGCCUCUCUACGAUCGCUACCGCCUCGUCAAACAGAUGCUCACCAGAGUCAGCAUCACACCCAUCACAGUGUCCCCCUCCAGUAAGAGGCGGAGUCAGACCCUCCAGCCAAUCAUAGAGGGAGAAACUGCUCACUUCUGGGAGGAGAUCAAAGAGGAGGAGGAGGAGGAGCAGAAAGGAGGAGGUGGAGCAGCAGAAGAAGAAGAGAAGGAGGAGGAGCGGGAGGAGGAGGACGACGAGGAGGAGGAAGAGGAGGGAGAGAGCAGCGGUGGCGAGAUGCAAGGCUCCGAGGUCAUCAUGGCCGUCGACCUCGUGACCCCGAUCGACCGGCAAGGGAGGAGCCAGGACCAAUCAGACCCGCAGAGCGACUGUCCAAUGAGAGCCAAGCUGGAGGAGGGGUCGGGCCGGCUGGCGCUGGACCUGCGACUCUCCAGCUCCAACGCUUCGUCCAUGCCAGAGCUGCUGGAACAGCUGUGGAAGACCCGAGCAGAGAAGAAGAAAAUGAGGAAGACCAUCAGAGAGUUUGAGGAAGAUUUCUAUCAGCAUAAUGGAAGAAACGUUAUGAAGGAAGACCGCGUGCCGAUGCUCGACGAGUACCGAGCCUACAAGAGGAUCAAGGCCAAACUCCGCCUCCUGGAAGUCCUAAUCAGCAAACAGGAUUCCUCCAAAUCCAUCUAGACCCGCCCUCCUCAGCAGCUGCCAAAUCAAUCCACGCACACAUCAGCCGUCACCACUGCUGCGAGGCCCCGCCCAGGAAGUCCGGCCGCCGGCUGGACGCCAUCACACCCACGAGGGUUUCAUCAGACGCUCCUGUGACCACGGGACGAGGUCGUGGUCACCGCUCGGUGCUGCAGUCACGUCACAGAGAAACCAAACCAGGUUCAGAUCAGACAGGAAGUUCUGAAACGCUCUGAUUUUACUUUGACAGUCGGACGAUUUUCUGGAAACAGGAUAUUUUACAGUCACAUUUUAGGGACUUUAGACCGAAUCUGUUCAGGAACCAAAGUAAAGUUUUGGUUUUUAGUUUGUCGUACUUUCUGAUGACGCUUUCGUCCUCCUGAAACCCAACACUGGAUGUUGGUAUCAGUAUUAGAACGAGGGAAGAUAAUUUCUUCCUGAAUGCUCAAUAUUAUAUAAGUGAUUAAUGAGUAAAAUAUUUAAAAUUAGAAAAUUAGAACUAUGGCCCUCAGGCCCAACAUUACCCUUAAUAAUCCACAUUUAUAUCUGCUCAGACUCAUUCAUUUCAGUCCUUUAAACGCUGUCAAAGAAAGUUAAACUCUUUGUUCACAUCGGAACCAAACCAGUUUUCCAUCCGUCCACCAAGUUUCAUGGAAAUCUGUUCAGUAGCUUUUGCUUCAAACAAACCAACCGACACAUAUUCUUCUAUUUAUUCUUAUUUGCCAAAUCUCUGUGAGUCUCGUGGGGUAAAAUCCCAACUUGAAUUAAUAACAAUCACUUUUAACAGCAGAGUAGUUUGUGCUCCUCAAAGUUACUGAGACUGUCGGCUGAGAAGUGAUUUUUGGGCAUUUUGAUUAGAAAAGUCCAAACGACUCAGUUUUCAUUUACGACCUCAAAACUCGUAGAAGUUGUUUUCCUGUGACACGACUGCA
This is a messenger RNA of Limanda limanda (common dab), 4567 nucleotides long. It is a transcript of the gene fam13b, whose product is annotated as family with sequence similarity 13 member B. NCBI's taxonomy places the organism in Eukaryota, Metazoa, Chordata, Actinopteri, Pleuronectiformes, Pleuronectidae. The transcript is spliced from 24 exons. The record is from RefSeq and is a predicted model, not a curated record. The coding region runs from base 468 to 3635 and encodes 1055 amino acids. Gene Ontology annotation, biological process: signal transduction.